Molecule: messenger RNA, 1141 nt
Organism: Hibiscus syriacus
Lineage: Eukaryota; Viridiplantae; Streptophyta; Magnoliopsida; Malvales; Malvaceae
Product: vacuolar protein sorting-associated protein 22 homolog 1-like
Exons: 7
Coding region: 83-826 (247 amino acids)
Biological process (GO): protein transport to vacuole involved in ubiquitin-dependent protein catabolic process via the multivesicular body sorting pathway
Cellular component (GO): ESCRT II complex
Source: RefSeq, a predicted model, not a curated record
ACUUCUCCCUGUCUUCCGGCGGUCUGCUAACGAAAAAAGGAAGAAAAAAAAUUGAUCAGAAAAAGGCAGAGAAAAGGGGAAAAUGAGAAGACGACCUGGAAUCGGAGGCCUUCAAACAGCUGCUGCUGCUAGGGAUCAAUAUCGAUUAUUGGGAGAAAAUGUAGCCAAAUUACGAGCCGAUCUUAUGAAGGAACAGCUUGCUACCUUCCGUUCUCAACUCGAAGAAUUCGCUCGAAAACACAAGAACGAUAUUCGUAAAAAUCAUUCUUUUAGGACACAAUUUCACGAAAUGUGCGCUAAAGUAGGAGUGGAUCCUUUGGCUUCAAAUAAGGGAUUUUGGGCUGAGCUUUUAGGGAUUGGUGAUUUCUAUUAUGAACUUGGAGUUCAAAUUGUUGAGAUAUGCUUGGCGACUCGGCUCCUUAAUGGAGGUUUGAUCGAUCUUCAGGAACUCUGCAAAUUGCUUCGUCAGAAACGGAAACAUGAUCGUGAAGCUGUUUCUGAGGAUGACUGUUUGCGUGCUAUAAGUAAGCUGAAGAUAUUAGAUAGUGGAUUUGAGGGGAUUUCUGCUGGAAAGAAAAAGCUCGUCCGAUCGGUUCCAACCGAGUUGAAGAAAGAUCAUAAUGAAAUUCUGGUGCUGGCACAGGCUCAAGGCUAUGCGACUGUACAUGAGGUAGAGAGAUGGCUUUCCUGGAUGCACGGACGUGCUAUCGAUGCCCUUGAUACUUUAUUAGACGAAGGUCUUACAAUGAUUGAUGACGGUCAUAGAGAUGGAAGACGUCGAUAUUGGUUCCCCUGUGUAUCCUCCAUCUCCUCAUUUGGUGUUUGAUUCGUGUGGUAAGGUUAGAGAUAUUUGAAGCGGAAUCGAAAAAAAGAAAGAAAAAUGAUUGUUCCUCAAUUGAAGCUUCCAAGCAAGGCAAAGAAUCAUGUUUGUUAUGAAUAAGUGAGGUUAUGUUGUUGCAGCAAAUGUGUAAACUCCUCUUUUACAAGUAGUUCCUUCAAAGGAUCUUCUUCCUCAAAAGUCUCUUGCACCUUUUGUACAUGCUCGUCCCUCUGUAAAAUGUUAUUUUUUGUUGCCCUUCCUGUUUUCAGUACCGACCUGGGUCACACACCUGAUUUUGGUAGAUGAGUCUCACAAUAGGGA